AUGACGAUAAUUGGCAACGACGACCGUAACGACGACGACGACGACAUUCGCAACGACGACGACAAUUGCAACGACGACGACCGGAACGACGACGACAAUCGCAACGACGACGACAAUUGCAACGACGACGACCGGAACGACGACUACGACAAUCGCUACGAUGACGGCAAUUGCAACGACUUCGACCGUAACGAUGACGAUAAUGGCAAUGACGACGACAAUCGCAACGACGACGACAAUCACAACGACGACGACAAUCGCAACGACGACGACAAUUGCAACGACGACGACAAUCACUACGAUGACGACAAUUGCAACGACGUCGACCGUAACGAUGACGAUAAUCACAACGACGAUGACCGUGAUGAAGACGACGACAAUCGCAACGACGACGACUGCAAUGACGACGACCGCGAUUAG
Malaya genurostris is the source of this 420-nucleotide messenger RNA. RefSeq names its product prostatic spermine-binding protein-like. The record is from RefSeq and is a predicted model, not a curated record. The transcript has a single exon. Lineage: Eukaryota; Metazoa; Arthropoda; Insecta; Diptera; Culicidae. The coding region runs from base 1 to 420 and encodes 139 amino acids.